Molecule: messenger RNA, 666 nt
Organism: Erigeron canadensis
Lineage: Eukaryota; Viridiplantae; Streptophyta; Magnoliopsida; Asterales; Asteraceae
Exons: 1
Coding region: 137-562 (141 amino acids)
Cellular component (GO): mitochondrion
Source: RefSeq, a predicted model, not a curated record
UUAGCCGCCGCCGGUAAAACACUUAAACGACCGAUUGACUUUUCUCCUUUCACAUUUUCAGACAAAAUCUAAAACCCUAAUCCAUCAAAAACCCCUCUCAAAGUUUCAAUCAAAAAAUCAAAUCACAAGAAAAAAAAUGGCAGGCGGCAGAUUCCGUGAACUUUUAAAGAAAUACGGAAAAGUCGCACUCGGCGUCCAUUUCUCAGUCUCAGCCGCCAGCAUCGCCGGUCUAUACGUCGCCAUCAAGAACAACGUGGACGUUGAAUCAGCUUUAGAAAAGGUUCGAUUUAAACAACUUGAAUCUGUUCUUGAUAAAGUAGGUAUGGCUGGCCCUAAAGAUAAUGAUAUUAAUAAUAAUAAUAAUAAUGAAAUAAAAGUGAAUGAGCCACCAAAAGAAAGAAACCGAACAGCCGAGCUAGCCGCUUCAAGCGGCGGCGCGUUGGCGCUUGCUGUUUUGUGUAAUAAGGCUUUGUUUCCGGUUCGUGUGCCGAUUACGAUUGCUCUUACUCCUCCUAUUGCUAGGUUUUUGGCUAGGCGACAGAUUAUUAAAACCUCUGUAUGAUUAUGUUUUUUUUUUUUUGGUUCUUAUAAUAAUUUACUUAUGUUAUGAUGGUAAUGAUGAUAAUAUCAUAAUAAUAAUGGUUAUUGGAAAGAGUUGUUAGUGAA